AUGAUGGGACCUUUCUUCUAUUUUACUGCAUAUGUCUCUCUCCUCUUUGCUUUUACUCAGGCUCUACCCACCAUCAAUGGUGCAACCGCUGGUCUCUUCUCAAUCGAGCAGAAGCAAUAUCGCUCUAAUAGAGUAAACUGGCCACCCUACGAGUUAUGGAGGACCCUCAGGAAACACCACAGACCGCCACCGCGCGGUAUGACAGCAGUUUCCCGCAUAAAAGCCUACGGAGAACACACGAUCAACGGAACUGUUGAAGUCACACCCUCAGAGUAUGAUACGGAGUUUGUCAAUGAAAUUACAGUUGGAAAUGAUACCCUCUAUGUUGACAUUGACACUGGUUCCUCGGAUUUCUGGGUAUUUUCGUCUCAACUCCCGGAGCAAUCGCAACGAAAUCAUCGUAUUUAUCAUCCAGAAGAAACAGGCACAAAAUUACCAAAACAUACUUGGGAAUCAAAGUAUGGCGAUGGGACUGGAGCCGCAGGCAAUGUGUUCCUCGACAAAGUUAACCUUGCUGGAUUGAAAGUAUCAUCACAGGCAGUAGAAGCUGCAACAUGGGUGAGCUAUGAAUUUGUCGAUCAACAAACAACAGAUGGGGUUAUGGGGUUUGGAUUUGACAAUUUUAACCUGACCUGCCUGAAACAUCAGGCUCCCGGAUUCUAUGACUUUGGUUUUAUAGAUGGCACGAAGCAUGUGGGAAAGCCAACCUACCUCCCUAUCGACAGUUUGAGAGGCUGGUGGGAAACCACAUUUAACGGUUUUUCGGCUGGUGAUAUUGAUAACUCUACAUAUCGUUUUAAAGCCGUAAUUGGUAUUAACUUUGAACUCCCAGAUACUGGAACCACAUUCAUGCUCCUCCCCAAACAAAUAACCGAACAGUACUAUUCCACUGUCCCCGCUUCGAUGUAUGAUCGCAAUAAUGGAGGCUGGGCUUUUCCAUGCAACACCACUCUCCCCAACUUCACUAUUCAUAUCAACGAUCAUAAAGCCAUUGUGCCAGGAGAGCAUAUCAGGUGGGCACAAUUACCAGGGACUAACACAUGCUUUGGUGGUCUUCAGCCUGUAAACAACCCGCCUGCUAUCCUUGGGGGCACAUUCUUAAAGAGUCAGUUUGUCAUAUUUGACUAUGAUGGCCCAAAGAUUGGGUUUGCUGCUCAAAGGAAUUAG
Molecule: messenger RNA, 1167 nt
Organism: Microsporum canis CBS 113480
Lineage: Eukaryota; Fungi; Ascomycota; Eurotiomycetes; Onygenales; Arthrodermataceae
Product: prepropenicillopepsin-JT3
Exons: 4
Coding region: 1-1167 (388 amino acids)
Biological process (GO): proteolysis
Molecular function (GO): aspartic-type endopeptidase activity
Source: RefSeq, a predicted model, not a curated record